Molecule: messenger RNA, 3028 nt
Organism: Dermacentor albipictus
Lineage: Eukaryota; Metazoa; Arthropoda; Arachnida; Ixodida; Ixodidae
Product: beta-1,3-galactosyltransferase 5-like
Cellular component (GO): Golgi membrane
Molecular function (GO): hexosyltransferase activity
Source: RefSeq, a predicted model, not a curated record
UAACGCCCAGCGCCGUGCAAGAGUUCCCCUAAUUUGGACUAGCGCAGACUGCGGGACUGUCUGAUCGGAGUGUGCGGGGUCUUUUGCCUGGAUCGAAACGGCGAUGCAUGUGACAUCUCCACCUGUUGCUGCUCGACUUUAGAACUGCGAAAGAGAUAUCCCUGGGGAGUUCUGGAGCAAGUCUUUUGAAGAAAGUGAAUUGCAGCGCCACCCGCUGGGGACUGCGGACGGACGGCGCCCUACCCAAGUCAAGUUCACUUCGGUCUGGUGCUCCCUGGCCCGUUGUUGAUUUCGCCGCUGCUGCUUGCCGUGCGGUCACCGCCCGCAGCGACGACGGGCCCCACAGUAGCGGAACGUGCGCGUUGACGAGUCAGCUGGCCACCUGUUGCUGUCGCCGCCGCCUGGCCCGCCGCUGCUAUGCUGCUGGUGCCACCACGGUGAGACGAGCGGGCCGCCGAACGGAGACCCCGAGUUUGGCGGCGUGUUUCUUCUGAGGACUAUGCACUAUCGCCGCUAUGCUUACAACUAUGACUCAGCCGACCUGUUCGCGACGCCCGGCGUGCCGUGGCAAGCCAUCUGCCGCAGCAAGAUGUGCGUCAAGACUUUCUUUUUCGCCACGGCCACUUUCCUGCUGGGCAUGGUGUUCCUCGUCACGAUGCGCCUCUCUCUGCACGACCAGCGGGUCACCGUCGACGACUACGACCUGCCGCCGUCGCUGGACGGUUGGAAGGUGCAGGCUCUGUGUCAGGGACCCCCGCUGGACGUGCUGUUCUUCGUGCACACCGCGUCCGAGCACUCGUCGCACCGUCAGUUCCUGCGCGACACCCUCGGCGACUCCGUGGUCAGCGAGCAGCUCAACUCGGCCAUGGUCUUCUUCGUGGGCCAGUCCAAGAACCUCACCGUUCGCCGCGCCGUCCAGGAGGAAGCCCGCAGCGUGGGCGACGUGGUCGUGUUCCCCUUCGUGGACACGUACCGCAACCUGACCUACAAGUUCGUCUACGGCCUCAAGUGGGCCACCGACAACUGCCGCGAGUCGGUGCGCUUCGUGGUCAAGAUCGACGACGACGCGCUGGUGAACGUGUUCCUGCUCGCCGACUACCUCAAGAACGUCACCAGCUCGGCCGACACGAGCAUCCACUGCCUCGCCUGGAAGCGAACGCCCGUGGUGCGGAAUCGCAAGUCCAAGUGGUUCGUCACCCGCCAGGAGUACGCGGCCCGCACGUACCCGACCUACUGCGGCGGCCUGGGCUUCAUCCUGCCCGUGCGCACGCUGCCCAUGCUGUUCAACGCGUCGCGCCAGGCGACGUUCCUCUGGAUCGACGACGUCUACUCGACGGGCAUCCUGGCCAAGGUGGCCGGCGUGGGACACGUGCAGCUGCGCCAGUACUACGACCUCUAUCCGAACGAGACGGCGCCCAGCGUCAGGCCCAAGGCCAUGUUCACCCACCUGGGAACGCCCAGCAUCGUCGAGCAGCGGUACAGGCUGUGGGACGAGCUGAUGCAGAUGCACAACGCGACUUCGAGGACAGAAGGUUCGGGAGGGUAGUGUCUGUGGGGGGUUCUUUCCCCCAAGUAAUUCUUUCGUGUCCAACAUUUGGGUCUGAAUCGCCCCUUGGGCGAUAUCUCAAAACGCGCAGAGAGUGAUGAUGCGCCUGGACUUUCGGAACAGAAUGGUCCUAGGGCGGUACUAUGUAACAGUCCACCUAGUUGACUGUCCAUUUCGAUCGCCGCUGAUUGGCCGGGGGCGCUCGUCUCCUCCUCGCUUGCACCGCUCGAGCCAGUCAGCGGCGGCCGAAAUGGACAGCCCACUAGGUGGACUCUUACAGGAUACCCCUCCUAAGGCUACGUCGGUACACGAGUGUUCUAAAGACAAGUCUCAACGCCGUGCCUCGAGGUGGUUCUCCGUGUUUGGAGUCAAAGGUCAGAGUUCGGCGAGUGCCAGUUCGCGGAAGGUGCGGCGCAAGCUCGGUGACGAGUUUUUCGUGUCUCAAGCAGUGAGACGUCGGCGACUACACUACGCAGAGUCGCGAGACCUGUGCCUCGAAAGGUGCGCGGUACCCGUUUGCCGGUUGUGUGCGCGCUAUAACCCAGUGUGCCAGGCUCUGUUCCCCGAAGAAGCCAGAUGAGUUUGUGCCAUCGCAUCGCCCGCUGUGCUGAAGUGCAGUGCCUACGUCUGUCGCGCGGGUCCGACGUGCUACCUAGUCGCACGUGAAGUGCUGAAGACCGUGGCGGCCACUGACGAUUCACGCAUCGUGCGGUUCACACAGGAGUUUCCUGGCGCACAGAAGGUUAGCGCAAGUGACACACCGUAACCACGGUCACAAUCAACGCAUACGCAUCGGCCCCUGAAGUCGUGUGUGUCGCUCUCUAAAGCUUGUAACGUUGCGCGUUUCUGUUGUCUCGUCAUGGUGCAACGUUGUGUUCCAGCAGUUUGCGUCGAUGGACGAUCUCUGUAGCGCGGAAGAUGUAAUUUUUUCUGCGCUUGCGCGGUGCCGAUACCUGCAAGGGCAGCGCGCAGUAUGUUGCAUGUUAUGCAGUAACAGAUGGAACGGUGCGAGACUUUCAUUUUUACGCAACGCCGAAGGUCUGCGAAAGUCAGCUGAGCUUUCAGCGUAAAUACCGAAUUGACAGUUCGUGAUCAAGCCCACCGCAUAUCGAUUACUUCGUUUUUUACACGUGGCAUCGGGAAACGUUUCCGAGUCUACACGCGAAGCGUGUUAAGUUAAUGCCCUGCGAACGUUGGUUGUUGUGUUUUUGCAAAUGUAGCGCAGAUAUUUAUGCCGGUACGUUGUAGUAUUUUGUUCAUUACCGUUUUAUGAGAGUCUACUCCGAACGGCGCUCUAAGAGCCCUACUAUGUCGGGAUAAAAAAAAUAUUUGAGUUUUCACCGGCAUUGAACGAGUGGUCUGUUUAUCCUUUUUAUAGUGUUCUUGUAUCUUCUCCUGUUACAGAAGCCUCGGUAAUCUGAAUUACAUCAAGGCAACACGCGGUUGAUCUCGGUCAAAUAAACCUAGUCGGCACAUUCCCUA